AUGUCGCACUUAUUGCAACACGGCAUUAUCACGCCUGAGCCCUCCAUGCCAUCGAGUCCGACACUCUCGCCCGCCGUCGUCUCACCCACCACGGCCACCAACCGUCAUGUGCACUCGAACGACGACGCCUCCAAUGUCGAUCUGACAGAGCUCACCCGUCUGUUGCAGAAAGCUGCCUCUUCUCGGUCCACCCGCGCCCUCCACAUGGUGGCUACUAAAAAAGAACAACAACGUCCAAAACUGUCACAUCGUAACGCUUGCGCCAAAUUGCCACCGCAAUUCAUCUUUAAACGUCCAGAAUACAAUGAACUUUAUCAUCGCACCCAUUUCCAUCAUUAUCAGCAUCAUAUCAACCAUUCUACAAGCAGUAGUAGUAUCAACAGCAACAACAGCAGCUGCAGUAGUAGUAUAGCAGACGAUACAUUUGGCAACCACUUUCGCCAAGAUAUUGAGGGGCGAUACGGCAAAUGGGGCCGCUUUAUUGGCAAAGGUGCCGGAGGAUCGGUACGAUUAAUACAGCGCUCGGAGGCGGACAGUAAACCUGUUGCAGUCAAGCAAUUCCGGAAACGGCUACCGCACGAAACCGACAAGGACUACAUCAAAAAGGUCACUGCCGAAUUCUGUAUCGGAUCGACACUGCAUCAUCCAAACGUUAUCAAGACGUUGGACAUGAUUCAGGAUGGCCCGCAUUUCUAUGAAAUCAUGGAGUAUUGUCCCAAUGAUUUGUUCAAUGUUGUCAAGAGUGGCAUGAUGUCCCGCGAAGAAAUGGUCUGUUGUUGGCGCCAGCUCUUGAAUGGGUUGGAGUAUCUGCAUGGCAUGGGCAUUGCCCAUCGCGAUCUCAAGCUCGAUAACUUGGUUUUGGACCAGAGCGGCAUGCUCAAGAUUAUCGAUUUCGGAUGCUCGUGCGUGUUCAAGUAUCCUUUUGAAAACACCAUCGUCAUGUCCAGAGGCAUCUUGGGUUCUGACCCAUAUAUUGCACCAGAACAAUACACUCAGCAAACGUACGACCCUCGACAGUCAGAUGUAUGGUCAUGCGCGAUUAUCUUUUUUUGCAUGAUCAUUGCCAGGUUUCCCUGGCGAGUGGCACGGCCCUGCGAUCGCGCCUUUCGCGCAUUUGCCACCAACCACAACCAACAACAGUUCCGUAUGUUGAAGCUCUUGCCGCGUGAGGCACGGCCCAUCAUGGCCAGUCUGUUGGAUCUCGAUCCAUCCCGUCGUCCGACGCUCAAACAGGUUUUGCAGGACAACUGGGUCCAAAAGAUCGAUGUCUGUUCCCUCCAAGAGCCUGGUGCGCAUCAUGUUCACCAUGUCUAUGAAACCACGCCGGCUAUUGCCAAAGAACGUGGUAAUGUUGUCGUCAUUACGAAUGAGCCUCCAGGUGUGAUUACUGCUCGAGAAAAACGGAAACAACAGCAACAACAGCAAUCAACUCCACAACAAGCAAAGAGUCGGGGUACCAGCAGUAGUAGCAGCAGUAGCAGUAGCGGAAGCAGCAACAGCGGCAGCAGACCAGGAUCGCCAAGUCAUAUUCCUGCUCGAAGAAGACUGAUACCAGCAGCCUGA
Zychaea mexicana is the source of this 1563-nucleotide messenger RNA. Its product is annotated as kinase-like domain-containing protein. Gene Ontology annotation, biological process: protein phosphorylation; intracellular signal transduction. Lineage: Eukaryota; Fungi; Mucoromycota; Mucoromycetes; Mucorales; Lichtheimiaceae. Gene Ontology annotation, molecular function: ATP binding; protein serine/threonine kinase activity. The transcript is spliced from 5 exons. The coding region runs from base 1 to 1563 and encodes 520 amino acids. The record is from RefSeq and is a predicted model, not a curated record.